Osmia bicornis bicornis is the source of this 7371-nucleotide messenger RNA. It is a transcript of the gene pbl, whose product is annotated as protein ECT2. The transcript is spliced from 17 exons. The record is from RefSeq and is a predicted model, not a curated record. Gene Ontology annotation, biological process: mitotic cytokinesis; intracellular signal transduction; activation of GTPase activity. Gene Ontology annotation, cellular component: cell cortex; nucleus. Gene Ontology annotation, molecular function: GTPase activator activity; guanyl-nucleotide exchange factor activity. Lineage: Eukaryota; Metazoa; Arthropoda; Insecta; Hymenoptera; Megachilidae. The coding region runs from base 1025 to 5080 and encodes 1351 amino acids.
UACCAAAUAUUUAAGUACUAAGCACUAAAAAGCUCAAAUACUAAAUCUUAUGUAAGUUUCUUUAUUUAUAAUUUUAAUAUAAUUCUUUUAUUUAUAUAUUUGUUGGUGUAGAAAUAUAAUUUGCAACAGUUGUCAUUUAUGUAAUUCGAAGAUAUAGUGAAAAAAUGGUUGGCAUCUUGUGACGUAAAAAACACUAUACAGAUAUAUGAUAUUAGCGAUAACUUCAUCUCAAUAGUGAUGUUAACGGCGCGUGUGAUCUGUCGCUGUCAUAUAUUACUUAUUGGUUUUCAAUAUUUCAAAUCAAUAAAUAUCAUUAAAAUACUAUUUCUUAUAGUAAGCCAUUUUCUCUUUAUAUAUCUUUUAAUUCUGUGCACAUUAUAUUUCCAUACGAAAAUUUAUCAUAGUGUUAUACAAAUAUUUAAUUUGAACUUAUCAAUUUCUUUGUAAACGAUAAAACGAAUUGUUCACACCAAUCUGAAGUGAGUGAAAUAAUUGCGUAUUAGCGAUAUAGUUAAAAACGGAGCAAAAUUAGCAAUCAACAGAUAGUAAAAGUGAGAGUUCUGAAUACAAAAAGACGAAAAAAAUUUUUAAAUUACGUUAUUGUGAAUAAUUACGUCUUCGCACAACUCCAUGACAGUCAUGUCAACCUCGGUUGAAUGACUAUGGACCACACGGAUGUUGUGUUCAUAAUGGAUUUUAAAUAAAUGCCGACGAUAAGUGCCUUUCAGUGCCAACAGCAAAGCAUAUAUAUGUGAACAUAUAGCACACACGCACACAGAUGCUGAAGAAUUCCGUGUACUGUAAGAUCCGUGAAAAAAAGUACACCUGAAAGACCUGUUUAGGGUUUGAGCUUCAGUUUUGUCAUCAUUAUUUGGGGGUGCCAUACGUUGCGCUAUCGUACUCCACGGUUUUCCCUUAUUUUUCUGAAUUCUUUUUCUCGCUGGAUUCGCCUGUAGGAGGCGCUUCCAAUAAUCAGUACGAAGAAGAGCGUACGAGCAGAACGAUGUUGUAACUAACGGCCAAAAUGGAAGAGCAAAGCGUUCAUAGCAGUAUCAGUGAUAUAAAUAGUGAAGAAACAGUUAGAAAUGAACAUGUGAUUAUACCGCGUAAGAAAAGGAUAUGUUUAAUUGGUGCAGCUGGUGAUGAUCCUGCACUUGGUGCAGCUGCUCAGCAGUUUAACGUACCUGUUCUCAAAUCAGAAACUGGUUUAGAAUAUGUAGAAGAUACAGCAUAUUGUACUUAUUUUAUAUUAAAAAAGUUUGAGGGACCUGAAUAUGAUGCUCUUCAUAAAAGUGCUCAUAGAAUUUUGGGACCGACGGCACUUCUGCAAUUGGCAGAAAGAAAGGACUCAUUACCUAGUAUUAAUAGACCAAUGUAUACACAAGCUAUGGUAGGCACAGUAGUAGUGUUUACUGGAUUCAGGAAAAAAGAUGAAUUGACUAAACUGAUCAACAUGAUUCACAAUAUGGGUGGAAGUAUUAGAAAAGAAAUGGGUGCUAAGGUGACGCAUCUCAUUGCCAACUGUUGUGGUGGAGAUAAGUAUCGGUAUGCUGUUACAUUUAGGGUCCCUAUUAUGUCAAUGGAGUGGGUAAUAGCACUAUGGAAUGCCAAAGACGAUAUUUCCAAUUACGGAAAUAAUGAAGAAUUGAUUACAACCUAUAAACUAAAACCAUUUUUUGGUGCAAAAGUAUGUUUUUUUGGUUUCCCUGAAGAGGAAAAGCGUCAUAUGUGUGAAGUUUUACAACAACAAGGCGGUGAAUCUACAGAAAUUGAUGAUCCUAAUUGUACACAUGUGGUAACAGAUUUAGGAAGUCAUCAAUACAAGAAAUCAAGCAGUGCUUUUGAUAUGCUACCAUCUACUAAAAAUCCUAAUUACACUCCAAACUAUAUGGAAACAAAACCAUUUUCCUUUACUUUCUAUAACCCAUACACAAAUACUAUACCUAAUAUGAAAAAAGUAAAUCCUUUAUAUAUCUGCAACAAUAGCCACAUUAAUUUAAUAAACAAGCAAAAUAGUAGUCAUCUUCCAUUUAACUUUUGUCCUUGCAUUCAUCAGUAUUUAGAAUGUAAAGAAAACAGAUGCAAUCAUUCUGUACCAGAUGAUAUCAGUCAGGAUUCAGCGAUCUGUAUAGAUGAUAAUUUAAACGAUUAUCUAAGUAUUCCAGAUGAAUCUUACAAUACGUCUAAAUCAUCAAUAUUACGAACUGAUUCUGGUAUCGAUAUGUCUACAAAGUAUUCUAGUAUGACAUCAACAAAUGAUUUAAGUGCAUCGAAACAAACUAAUUUUCUUGCUCCAUCCACUAUGUUUCCAUAUUCAUUAGACUACAGUAACAAAAGAACUGGAAACAUUGUGCCAGAUGUUAUUUCAAACGAGAACAGUGAUAAUGGUAACGCAUAUACUCGAUCAGGGUUACAUAAUAUUAAGUCAUCUACAUUGUGCAAGAAAAGAGUUACUAGAUACAUAAAUAAUCACUGUUCUAAUAGUAAAGCUCAUUUAUUAAAAUUUUGCAAGAAUACACAAUGUCCACAUAGUUCUAUUUUUCUUAACAAGAAAAUUACAACCCCUAGGAGAUAUAUUAAGUGGAGUAAAGCUAAGUCUUGUAUCUCCAUUCGUAAAAUCACUUCACCAGAUAAAUUCAAAUUUAAGAGAAUACAUUCUCAACCAAAUUUAUUAAGACAGUAUGACUCAGAAUUGAACGAUUCUCUUCUGCAUAAUUCACCUACAAGAAUGAGAAGAAACAAUUUUUUGAAUACCUGUAAACUGAAUUCAUCUAUUUUAUCAAAGUUUAAUCGUUUAAAUUUUUCUCCGAUACUUAAACAAUACGUUGUGGUUAGUCCAUGUCACCAAAUUCCAGAAAUUCAUCAAAGGCAAAAGUAUACUCCUUUACCUAGUCCUCUUCCUGUACAUGCUAAGGUAGCAGAAUUAUCAAAGCCUAAACUUGGUGCGAGAAAUAUUUUUGCAUCAGAUGGAAAAUACUCAAAUGUUUCUUCUAAACUUUGCCCUUUGAAGGGCGAUCGUUUGAAAUCGGAGAAACAGGAGGACAAAACAUUAUCUUUGGUUGUGGAUGAAUCAAAUGUAAGUGCAUUACCGGAUUUAGCUUCUGUAAGAGCUCACAUUGUAAAAGCUGAAUGGUUUUGGACAUCUGUGCAAAACGAAGGUGCUGCUGACGAGAAGGAAUAUUUAUUUGAGGAUUAUUUAGAAUCCGUUCUAUCGCCAACUGUAGCAGCAAGACGUGAUAGUCAGCAAGCUGUUACCCCAAGCACAGCAUCCACGAGACGGAAACGUAAACGCUUAGCAGAUACUUUAUCUAGUCUGGUUCAGAAUGGUACAGAUUCACCAGCAUUGCAUAAGAGACGAUCUAGUAUCAGUGAUGCAGGGCAUUUAAGUGUUAGUGGAAGUUUCCUGGACUGUACAACAAGUCCAGAGAAGCCACUACUUGAUGAUAUUCCAGAAGUGGAAGCUGUUAAUACGGACAACGCUAGGAAAAAUUUAUCACCGCGUCAUCAAGUUUUCUUAGAAUUAGUACAAACAGAGUCAAAUUAUGUUGGAAUUCUUAGUACAAUAAUGACGCUGUUUAAAUCACCGCUGGAAGAUCUCAUAGAUACAAGUGGCGAAUUAUUAAAUGGUACAGAAGCUAAAAUUAUAUUUGGAAAUUUUCCACCCAUUUAUGAGGUUCAUAAAAAAAUGUUAGAAGAAUUGAGAUACAGUGCCACUCAUUGGAUGGAGGAUAUAAGUAUAGGUAAUAUAUUUCUGAAGUUCGCACCUGACCUAGUCAAGGCGUAUCCACCAUAUGUCAAUUUCUUCGAAAAUACAAAGGAGAUGCUCGAUCAGUGUGAUCAAAAUAAAUCGCGAUUUCACGCUUUUCUGAAAGUUUGUCAGACUAAACCAGAAUGUGGCAGACAAAGCUUAAAGGAAUUACUGAUUAAACCGGUACAAAGAUUGCCCAGUAUUAGUUUAUUACUAAACGAUAUUCUUAAACACACCAGUAAAAAUAAUCCAGAUCAUAGUGCAUUGGAAUUAUCCAUUAGCAGUAUUAAAGAAGUCAUGACGUAUAUAAAUGAAGAUAAAAGAAAAACCGAAGGCCAGUUAGUUAUGUUCGACAUUUUCAAUGAAAUUGACAACUGUCCACCGCAUUUAGUUUCAUCACAUCGAUCAUUCAUUGGUAAAUGCGACGUGAUGGAACUUAGUGAGGGUCUAAGUGGGCGUGGCGAUCAUUUAGUUCUAUUCCUGUUUACUGAUACUCUUGAAAUAUGCAAGAAAAGGUCGAAAGCUUUUAAUUCAUUAAAGAGUCCGAAUACAGCAAAUGGAUUGCACACGACUAAAUUAAGUCAGGGAAAGCCGUAUAAACAUAUCAAAAUGUUAUCACUUAGUACGAUAAAAAAGGUUGUGGAUAUAAAAGAAACUGAUGAAUGCCAUAAAGUAUUUGCUUUAAUGGUGAGAAGUAAUCAAGAAUUAAAAGAGAAAUUGUUUUCGUUUACAAUCACUGAUGAGGAAGUAAACAAGACAAAUUAUUUACGAACCUUAUGCAGGCAAAUGGCUAAUACAGUAUGUAAACCUGAUGCGGAUACGUUCUUGAUAAGUUUAGACUCGCAUCAACUUGAAAUUGACACAAGUGAUGUAGCAUUGGGAACAUUAAGUAAAGCAUUUAAGAGCCUAUUUCAUAAUUUUUACCUGGAGUAUAUGGACCCGUAUGUGUUCCUACUCAAUAGCAUGUGUGAAACCACGUUACAUGUCCCACUACCGUUUGCUUCUCGUACAAGGAUGAAAGUCGGCAGAGCGUUUAGUUUUAAUAAAACUCCAAGCAAGUUGAAGAGAGCAAUGUCAACAAUGAUGUCACCAUUUGGAUCAACUAAUAGUCUUACACCAGCGAGUCAACAGCUUGCACAGAUGCGACUUGCUAGUUGCAAUAACAUUAACGAGCUGGGUAAUGGUGGUUCAGGCUCGCCAUCUAGAGAUGAUGUUCUAGUAGCACCUAUGUCGGUUCAACCGACACGAAAGGCCAAAUGCAGUUCCCUCAGUAUGGCUUCAUUAAGAAGAAAUUGUUCGGAGGAAGUCAUGCAGGACAAAUCCGAUCUUUGAAGUACAACGCAUGCAUACCUAUACUGUAUCAUUUUCUUUGGUGUCAAUGAGAGAUUUAUGUGAAAGUAGAAAAUUUUAUGAACGUUAAUGGGAAGAGUAUGUUUGCAACACUCCCUAAAUGAAUGAAACUGUAAAAGGUACUUAUGUGUAAAGGCCAGAAAACAUAUUUUCAAGUGAAAUUCAAAAUUUGUAUUAGCCAUGUGCCAAUAGAACCACACAGAUUAUUGUAAAGAAAAUGUACAUUGUCAGUUUCAUUUUAAGCAACUGCAAUUGCAUAUUAACGAUGUACCGUAUUUAAUACCGUAUUGAACGUUAAUUUAUAUAAAUUCGAACUUGUCUCAGGAAGGCAAAUGAAAUUGAACUUUUAAAGAACAAGAAAAGAUAUUAACGUUUCCAGUGUUCUACAUCUUUUAUAAGAAAUGAAAAUAUGUACAAUGAAAUUUGUGCCAUUUUAUCUUAUCCUAUGACAAAUAUGUUUAGAACAUACGACAAUGAACACAAUUUAUGGCUCUCAAUAACGAAAGAAGUAAUUACUUAAUGUUAAUUUCAGAAAUUAACAUUAACUAUAUAUUUCUUAUCCAAGCUUUAAUUCAACUGCCAUGGUUUUUAUCAUUGCGGUUUUAAUUCAUACAUGUAAAUUGCAAUAACUGUUUAUGACUCUAUCGUCUAUACGGUACUAUGUUGCCUUUAUGUAUCACCUUUACGGUACUGUAAUGUAUCUUAUUACAUUUCUACUUUCAUUUCUUAAUAGCAUAAGCAUAUCAUAGUGAAGUAUAGGAAAGAGGUUGAAUGAAAAUACAAUAGAAAAGUAAGAUACGCAUAAAUAAUCAAAACCAUCUUUGUUCUGAAUAAUGUAUAGGUAGUAUAAAAUAGAUAUAGGGAACCAUAGUUUAUUAGCGUUACAUUACUGUUACCUCUUUUAUAUCUCUUUGAUUAUACGCUUAUUGUAAUUGCUGACAUUUUAAAGAUAUAAUUAAUCGUAGUUUUGAGAUAUUCAUGAAAAUAUUCAGUUGUAAAAACCGUAUGUGUAAUUUGCAUUAUAAAAAUUCCGUAGAACAUUUAAUUUUUCAACAUUGUGAACGUUUGUGAGAUUCAUUACAUGUCUUAUAAGGGAUAGAAUAUUGGUAUAAAUGAAAAAUCUAUUUUCUAUGUUGCAAUUUCUUGGGUGUAUAGUAACUAUUUUUAAGAAGUAUAUAUUGUAAUACUCUAAUGAGUAUUACAUUUUAUUUAUAAUAUACAACAAAUAUUUGAAAAUGUUUCAGCUCUGUGAGCAGUUUGUUUAAAUGAACUUAUUACAAGAUUCAAGUACAUAAUACUUUUAGUAUGUUCAUUAGAAAAACAAUAUCAUUGCCUAAAACAUAUUUUUGGUGGAUUAGAAAAGGUUUAAAAACUUGUUUCUAUGUUCAGCUACUUGGUCAAUUACAAAUAAUAGUUGUGAUUUUCAUAUAUUUAGAGGAAGAUUAAAUUUUGAAACAAAAAUGUCAGCUUUUAGAAAUUGAAUUUUUGAACUUAAGAUGAGUUUCAGAAAAAGAUCUUAUUAGCGCUCGAAUUCAAUAUUAUUCUUGCUAAAAGAUAUUGCCAAUAAAUAUACUUAGCUAUAAUCAACUAAAAAUUAAGAUUAUGGAUUUAAAAGUAUAUAUGUCACUUAAAAUCAAAAUUAAUGAAAAGAAAUUUUUUAAUUAAAUACUAAUGUCAAUUACACUUAAGAUCCUUGUAAUAACAAAUUAUACUACUUGUAAUCUUUCUUAAUAACUUCUAACAAUGCUCUUUUCUCAUAAAAGAACAGAAUAAAGAGAAAAUACAUUUUCUUUUCUCCUUUAUAUUUAAGGGAAAAUAAGAGAAUAAGAAAGAUUGUAAAGAAAGAAAAGUUGGUCAGAUUUUUACAAGGACUUAAUCUAUUUAGUGAAAUUCUUGCCUCAUUGACUCUUGCGUACAAUAUCUAUUCAAAUGUGCCUUUACAGAGAAAGGACCAUUAAUAUCUUUGAUAUAAAAGAAAAAAGUUCUUCAUAUUUUUGUAACCGUUCGUUUUGCACUAAAAGGGCGUUUUCGCGAAUAAUUGUGGAGAGCUCUGGUAGCUCUUUCUAUAUCAAUUUUUAACUUAUACUAGAUUCUUAAGACUUUUGACGUCAUCUAUUGUCUUAACUUCCAUGAAACGGUCGUUUGUACUUCUGACCAAACCAAAAAACACAUCUUCUAGCACUGUACAUGGACAAAUUGAAACAUAUUAAUCAAGACGAUACAAAGAACUUGAGAAUAAUUGUAGAAAACAAUGAAAUUGUUUUUUGAAGUCU